Phasianus colchicus (ring-necked pheasant) is the source of this 876-nucleotide messenger RNA. It is a transcript of the gene KRTCAP3, whose product is annotated as keratinocyte associated protein 3. Lineage: Eukaryota; Metazoa; Chordata; Aves; Galliformes; Phasianidae. The record is from RefSeq and is a predicted model, not a curated record.
CCUGAGUGCUGCCUCUUUCCGGGCUGGGGAGGAGUGGGGCUCCGCCUCGGGGCGGCUCCAGCUGCGGGCGGCCUGCUGCUGCUGCUGCUGCUGGCAGCCAUGGCGGGCAGGCAUGCGGGGCGAUGGUGGCCGGGGCCCCUGGCUGAGCCGCAGCGCCUGAUGCGUGCUGGGCUGGGUCUCAUCGUGCUGGGCCACAGCAACCUGGUGCUGGGAGCCAUCGUGCACGGCUCCGUCCUGCGGCACGUCGCCGGGACCAAGAGUGCCGUCACCCCUGAGUACGCGGUGGCCAAUGUCGUGUCUGUGGUGUCUGAGCUGCUGAGCAUCACCGUGGGCAUCGUUGCCAUCCUGGUGUCACGCAACCUUUCCCGGGCUGCCCUGCACUGGGCCCUGCUGAGCGUAUCCCUGCUGAACUGCCUGCUGUCCACAGCCUGCAGCGUGGGCUUGGCGUUGGCCAUCGCGCUCACCAUCCACAGCCGUGGGAUGCGCCUGGUCACGGGCUGCAACAGCCCCGCGCUGCCGGCUGACGCCCGCGCGGCCAUAGCCACCAACGACUGUCCCUUCAACACCACGCGCAUCUAUGACACGGCCCUGGCGCUCUGGUUCCCCUCCAUGCUGCUGGCAGCUGCAGAAGCUGUGCUGUCUGGAAGGUGCUCUUUAGCAGCCCUGGUCCUGCAGGGCAUCGGCCCUUGUGCACGCGGCUACAGCAAGGACCAGGUGGCCAGGCCAGGUACGGUGAAGGAAAGGCAGCUGCUGGUGGGGCUGGCUGAGACGUGCGCCUAGCGGAGAGGUGGUGCUGCACGAGUGCUGUUGUACAGCGGGGUGAUGCUGCACCUCCUGCAGGUGUAGGCAUGGGGCUGUGCUCCUCCCCAAGACCCC